AUGUACAAGCCGUUGAUAACUGGUGGUAUGAACACGUUCUAUGUGUACGUGUUUCCAGUACAGUUCUUUUUGGGUGUGAUCGGCAACGCUUUGAAUCUUUGCGUGCUUCCUCAGCCGACACAUGCGGAAGCAUAUGUUUUCCCGGUACUGGGAAUCUCUUCACCGAUGCAUGCCCGAGGGGAAUGGCGAGAAUCACGAGUACGAUACUUGAUGAUGUUGGUGGUGGUGGGAAGUUUAUCACUGACUGCCUUCCACCAUUUCGAAUACAAGUAUGGGUACGCUACGAUGUGCAACGGAACGCUCACCUACGGGAAACUCGUUCCGAUAGACCGCCUCGUCCCGCACAUCUCUACUCUUCAAGUGCGUGUAGUGACGAUUCUCAAGACGUUACAAAUAAUUCUGGUGGUGAUUCUGCCGCUGAUUGGUAUUGUCGUCCUGAAUCUGAAGAUCAUUCUGGUAUUACGACGCAGUAGCGUGCUCGUCACCAGAUCGGCCAAGAGCAGCACCGAUGAUCCAAAUGAUGAAUUUCUUAGGGACACCGAUUCACGUCAGAAACGCGACCGAAAAGUCACCAUCACCGUGCUUGCCAUCAUCGCGUGCUUCUUCUUAACCCAUACACCAUCGACACUUCCGUUCAUUCUGGAGCUCAUCUCACCAAUAAUGACCCCUUCUCAACGAGAUUUUCAUCCGUCGACUUAUGCCAGAACUCGGUCCCAUAGUUCACGGAUGGCUGCUAACGGGAAAGGUGAUGAAUUUCGUGCUAUUCUGCAUGUCGUCGGUUUAUUUCAGGCGGCGGCUCCGAGCUAUAAUUUGGAGCAGGGUGAGUCUCAUUAA
This is a messenger RNA of Ostertagia ostertagi, 834 nucleotides long. NCBI's taxonomy places the organism in Eukaryota, Metazoa, Nematoda, Chromadorea, Rhabditida, Trichostrongylidae. The record is from the annotation of a GenBank genome assembly.